AUGCAUAUCAUCAACACCUUGUCAACACCACCACUACCACCAAAACCACCACCACAUUCGUCACCUAUAUAUAAAGACCUGAUCGCGGGCGUUUUUGCUGCCGCCGGCACACAUCUGCGGUCCAACUUGCGCGUGAAAGCUAGUCCGCCCAGCAGUCGUGGCUGCACGCCAGUCAUAAAGUACGAGCCGACGCAUACAAUCGACGAUGCGGAGAUGCACGAGAGCGAUUUGGCCGGUGUGCCCAACCUUGGUAUGGUCACGCAAGCGGGCACGGGUGGUGAUGGCUGCAGCGCCGCCGCCGCCGCCGUUGAAUGUACCGACGAUGAGCAACCAUGUGAUUUGCGAUUGACCGCAUUCCCGAUGAAUUUGGUUUCGAUGGCGAUACAACGCGCCGCAUUGCAGUCCAUAGCGGCCGCACCCCCAACCCACCUUUCGUCGCUGAUUAACUUCACACAUCCGCAUGCACAAUUGACGACGACACAAGCAGCGCCACAGCCGCGUGCCUUAUCACCAACACGCCGUUACAGCAUCAGCAUAAGUAGUGCUACGGCUGCGGGUGCGGGUGGCGGUGGUGCCAAUGCAACUGGUGUAGUGUCUUCAAAUCGUGUCGCAACACCACCGCUUACUGUUGGUAGUGGUAUAGGUGUUGGUGUUGUUGUUGAUGGCAACAUGAACAUUGCGCCACAAGGAAGCGGCGUUGUUGCAGCGACUAGCGCCACCUCAGGUGGACCAUCUACCUCGGCAGCCGCGGCGGCGGCAGCAGCAGCAGCAGCGGCCGGUAAUGCCGCACUCAUAACGGGGAGCAGCGGUGAUGAGAAUGCCCUCGGCGCCGGUGUGUUGAGCAAUAGCGGCGGUGCAAUGGCGGCCAUUACAAGCGGUUCCGCUGGCGCUGGUGGCGGCGGCGGCACAUUCGGUGGUGCCUACACAUGCGAACGGUGCGGCAACUCGUACGCACGACCGCACAGCCUCAAUCGGCAUAUGCGUUUCGAAUGCGGCGUCGAGCCGAAAUUCGAAUGCCCGAUUUGUCACAAGAAGUCCAAGCAUAAACAUAAUCUCGUACUGCACAUGCGCACGCAUCAACAUCGAUGA
Messenger RNA from Zeugodacus cucurbitae (melon fly), 1089 nucleotides. Its product is annotated as longitudinals lacking protein, isoforms A/B/D/L-like. Gene Ontology annotation, biological process: regulation of transcription by RNA polymerase II. The record is from RefSeq and is a predicted model, not a curated record. NCBI's taxonomy places the organism in Eukaryota, Metazoa, Arthropoda, Insecta, Diptera, Tephritidae. Gene Ontology annotation, molecular function: RNA polymerase II cis-regulatory region sequence-specific DNA binding; DNA-binding transcription factor activity, RNA polymerase II-specific. Gene Ontology annotation, cellular component: nucleus. The coding region runs from base 1 to 1089 and encodes 362 amino acids. The transcript has 2 exons.